UUGUCAUCCGUAAUCGGACAAAAAAUCAAUAUCACGAGUAGGAAUUUAUUAACAAUAUUUCUCUCCGGUAUUUUCUCUUUCCCAAACGUCUCUCUCUUUUCGAUCUUUAUAGUUUAUUCUCGCAACGCUGGGUCUCUCUUCCGCAUAGAGCGUAUAUAUGUAUGUAUCCCGAUACCUGUGUAGCGUUGUCGUUAGCGAUGGACUCCGACGAUCAUCGAUACAGGUCAGGCACUUGAAACUUAAUACACGUGUAGAUGGUUACUUGUGUUUGCUCAAGUAGGAAGCUGGUUGGCUAUGUAAUAAAAGAGGACGGAAGAAAGAAGCAAUCUAUGCAAGACACAGACUGUAAUGAACUAGAUAACAGAAUUGCCAAUCCGGACUUUCAAGUAGCUGGAACUCCAAUUCCUCUAAGAGGAAAACAGAAAUUCUUUCAAGUCGCGACCAAAAUUCUACUUGCAACGGAAGCGAGUUUACAGUAUUUUACUGCUGCUACGCAAGUUUUGCCAACAAAAUUCAAUCAAUACGUGGACGUGUAUGGUCUCUAAGGUCUCCGGUGAAACAGUGGUCUUCUUAGAAUGUUCUUAUAUAUAUACAUACACACACACAUAUAUAUAUGUAUGUAUAUGUUAUUAUAGAACUUUUCUUAUAUAUAUAUAUAUAGGGUGUGGUUCAUUGAGGAACCAAUUUGCAUGAGUAACCUAGGAACUAUAACGUAAGCCAUCCACGUGUUAAUCAUCCAACUCACUGUGCACAUAGCAGUUAUCUGCAACAUGUACAAAUGAUUUUCAAUUACAAAAAACUAAUAUACAGCACAUGAUUUACAGUAUCCUGCACGUAUCUUUAUUUAUUAAUUAAUAAAUUUAGUUUUACUUAAAAAAAGUUACAAACAAAUUAUAUCACACAAAAAAUUAUUAAAUAUAAAAUAUGAAUUACAGAAUAUGAGAAACAAAUUACAGAACACUUACAUAAAUAAAAUACAGAACACAUUGGACUUUUUAAAAAUGGAAAUAAAUAAUAUUAUAUAAAAGAAUGAAUUACAGAACAGGAAAAAUAAAUUACAAAACAUGAGAAAAAAGAUUAAAAAACAUGUACACUAAUAAAUUACAGAACAUGUACACUAAUAAAUUACAGAACAUGAAAAAAAAUUACAUAACCGGUUAAAUAUAUUAAAAUUUAAUACUCAAACAUAAAAUUUUAAACCUUAAUUAUUAGGUGUCAUAUUAAAUCGUUAAUUUGAACAAAAAAUAAUAUACAGGACAAAAUAAUAUACAGGACAAAAAAUGAACAAAAAACUAUGAUAGAAAACAAUACCAAAGCAAAAAAAUACUGAACACAAAAAUAAUUGUAAAAAUUUAAUAUUGAGCAGAAAUAUUUAAACACAUAAUAAUAAAUCAGAACAUAAAAUUAUCUAAUAAAAAUAUAUUAAAACCAAAAACUAACACGUGAAAAACCAAGGUUACAUACUUACAUGUAGAUGUAACUGCUUUGUUUAUCCAAAAAAAACGUAACUGCUUUCCACUUUAUCACGUGCAUAUUGGUUGUCUUUAUUCAUACGGUUUUAGUUCCUAAGUUACUAGUUAUGGAGUUCCUCACUGAGAAGCACCCUAUAUAUAUAUAUAUAUAUAUAUAUAUAUAUAUAUAUAUAUAUAAAUAUAAUACACACAUUAUACAAUGAUUAUGAUAUAAACGAUUAAAUUGAUGCAAGAUAUAACUCAAGAAAAAACAAUUUAUGAACUGAAAUAUUAAUUAAAAAUGAUAAAAAUAGAGUGAUUUAAAUAUAGAAGUAGCACCACCCCAUGAAUCCAAACAUCGGAGAAGGACUAUGUAUUCCAACCAUAACAUGAAAAGACUCGAUCAUAAUUUUCCAAUGUAGAGACUUAGUAUAAUACUUUCGGAUUAUAUGACUCACGAAGAACUAAAGGCCUUGUAUACAAGACUUAAUGUAAUAACGUGCUGGAAUAAGAUCCUUAAACAAUUGGGUUUGUUCCAAAUCUCUUGACUAAUUAGAUAAUAGAUACCUAGUCCCACUCGUAAAACAAAUAGGUAAAUACACAAAGAUUCCUAUGCCAAAUAUAAUUAAACUAUUAACUAAAAGAAACAAAACAAAUAUUUAUUUUCAAUCUUUACAAUAUUGGUUUAGUGAAAAUAUUUUAUUUUGAAUCUGUUUGACAUUUUACAUAUUUUAAAUUAUAGUAACAUUUGUUGACUAUUUGUCUUUUCAGUAAUGUUUCCAACCGUUAUAAUGCAAGAAUCUUACUCCGACUACAUCUUAUAAUUUUACUCUUUUAAUUUUAUUAAAGCCUCCAAGUGUAAAAAAAAAAUUUAGGCAGAAAAAUGUUUUUUUCCCAUAAAAUUCUUCCCCCCCAUUUGGAAAAGUUUGUUGUUUUAGUCACUAAUGCUAUGUGCUUAAUUUGUUUUGGGAAAUAAAUUUGGCACUAAUAUUUUCUCUAAUUUUUUUGCUGGACAGAACCAGCUAGAAUGACAUUGGAAAUGUAGCAACAAAAAUAUAUAUGAUAAAGAACUUGUAUGGAAAGAAUCUAAAUUGAAUAGGUGGUCGUGUCUUAUUUAAUGACAGUAAAUGCAAACUAAAAUUAGAAAAUACAUUUUAUUAUAUUAAAUAUAAUAAAAUUUAAUGUAUUCACCAAAGAAAGAUUUUAGUUUAGAAUAUUGUAUGGAUUUAGGAAAUCAUUAAUAAUUUUAGUAUCUUUAUUGAUAUUUAAAUAAUAUAGUCGGAUAACAUUUAGUGGUCUUACAUUUAAGUUAAUUUAAAAUUUAUUUUCUAUAUAAGUAUUGUCAUCAUCAACGUAUCAAAAUAUUAUGACAAAAUUCACAUGGUAACUUGAAAAGUUCUUCUUCCUAGGUGGAGAGAUAGUGGUUGGGAAACCGUUGAUGUAGUCUCAAAUUUUGGCAAUUAGUCUAUCGAAGUUCAUUUGUUCAUUAUAUAUAUUCAUCUUUUUAAUUCUUGUGAUACAUUUAUUGCAUUUGUUUCAAUACUCAUUUUCAAAUUUUUUUCCUUUUUAUCUUUAAAAUUUGUUGUGAAUUGUGCAAAACUAAUGAUGACUCACAUGAAUUGAUAAGAAGAAUAGAUAUAAUGAACAUAUGAACUUCGAUAGACUAAUUGCCAAAAUUUAGGACUACAUCAACGGUUUCCCAACCACUAUCUCCACGUAGGAAGAAGACUUAACCUUUUAACUCACCAUGUGAAUUUUGUAUAUUUUCAACAUUGAUGAUGACAAUACUUAAUGUAGAAAUUAAAAUAUAAAUUAACUUAAAUGUAAGACAACUACUGCUUCCAUCCCACUCAUUUCUAUACAUUUUUUUUCACUGCUUGACACACACUUUAAUGCUCCUAUAAAGUAUAAUUUUGUAACUUUUUUUUAAGGUUUUUUUUCUAGAAUAAAAAUAAGUUAUAGAACUAUACUUUACAAGAGCAUUAAAGUAUGUGCCGCUUCCCCGUCCCCCAAUGUAUACAAUUCAAGGGGAAUGAGGGAGUAAAUAUUUUCGACAAUAUUAUUUAAAUAUCAAUAAAGAUAAUAAAAUUAUUAAUGGUUUACUAAAUACCCACAAUAUCCUAAACUAAAAUCUUUCUUUGGAGAAUACAUUAAAUUCUGUUAUAUUUAAUAUAAUAAAGUAUUUUCUAAUUUUAGUUUGCAUUUACCGUCAUUAAAUAAGACACAACCACCUAUUCAAUUUAGAUUCUUUCUAUACAAAAUCUUUAUUAUAUAUAUUCUUGUUGCUACAAUUCCAAUGUCAUUCUAGCUGGUUCCGUGUUUUUCUUUUUGAAUCCUCAGGUACGUAAAAAAAAAUUCUCGGUUAAUAACAUCUUCUCUCUUUUGAUUUACCCCCCACCCCCCCCCCCCCCCCCCCCCACCCACCCCAAAUCAAGACUGGCUUGUUUCAGUUUUCUCCUUUAUUCGCGUGUCUGCUUUUGCAGGUCCUGGUGAAUUGAGUUUUUUCUGUAGCAAAUGGCUUUUAAGAAUGAAGGGGAUGUCGAAAAGAUGCUUGACCUUUACAUUUACAAUCAUAUGAAGGAAAUUAAUUUGCAGGAUGUUGCUGAAAUAUUUGCAAAAGAAGCAAAUAUUGAAACAUCACAAUUGGUGGAGAUUGAAGUGAACCUGAUGAGACGAGGGUGGCUAUUAUUCUGGCUGACAUUGUGUUCAAGACUGUUGAAUAAAGCUGGAGUGAAUGCACAGUCUUCUGGACAGCAAAUGGCUUUUGGAAAAGAAUGGGACAAAGAAAGAGAACUGGCUAUGAAGAAUGAAGGGGAUGCACAAAAGAUGCUUGAGCUUUACAUUUACGAUCACAUGAAGAAAAAGAACUUACUUGAUGUUGCUAGUAGAUUUGCGAAAGAAGCAAAUGUUGAGACAUCACAAUUGGGGGAGACCGAUGAGAAUUUGCUCUUGGAAUGGUGGGAGUUCUUCUGUCCUGCAUUCUGCUCUGGAGCCAGAGUAAAUGCUCAGUCUUCUGGACAGGCAAUGGCAUCAUGGGAAAAUCAAGGUGCAGGGAGUACCCGACAAACUUCAAUGGUUAAUCUACAACCGGAUAUGCUGGCAGAAUUCUCAACGACGGGAGUGUACUUUCCAGGUGAGGAUAAUGGGAGCAGCCAAAUGCCAUCGAGAGGGAGGGUAGAUUCAGAUGGACUCAAUCAUGUUUUAUCGAGGACUCAUGCACCAGCUAUUUAUCUCUUGCUGAUGGCGCUUUAUGUAGUCAGGACUGAGCCAUGAUGACAUGAUCUAUCGAAAUAUGUACUAGUCAAAAUUUGGGUUUUGUUGCAUUUUCUUCUUUAUCCUUUUAUGACUUCUGUGACCUUAGUUUUGUUACUUAUAUCUAUUCUGAUGGAUACAAGUUCUCAGUCCUGAUGACAUGAUCUAUCGAAAUAUGUACUGGUCAAAAUUUGGGUUUUGUUGCAUUUUCUUCUUUAUCCUUUUAUGACUUCUGUGACCUUAGUUUUGUUACUUAUAUCUAUUCUGAUGGAUAUAAGUUCUCAGUCCUGAUGACAUGAUCUAUCGAAAUAUGUACUAGUCAAAAUUUGGGUUUUGUUGCAUUUUCUUCUUUAUCCUUU
Messenger RNA from Daucus carota subsp. sativus, 5062 nucleotides. RefSeq lists its product as uncharacterized. Gene Ontology annotation, molecular function: transcription corepressor activity; protein binding. Lineage: Eukaryota; Viridiplantae; Streptophyta; Magnoliopsida; Apiales; Apiaceae. The transcript has 12 exons. The record is from RefSeq and is a predicted model, not a curated record. The coding region runs from base 3966 to 4724 and encodes 252 amino acids.